Molecule: messenger RNA, 1329 nt
Organism: Penicillium odoratum
Lineage: Eukaryota; Fungi; Ascomycota; Eurotiomycetes; Eurotiales; Aspergillaceae
Product: putative extracellular exo-polygalacturonase
Exons: 8
Coding region: 1-1329 (442 amino acids)
Biological process (GO): carbohydrate metabolic process
Molecular function (GO): polygalacturonase activity
Source: RefSeq, a predicted model, not a curated record
AUGAGGAUCUCCAAUGCCGUGACACAGGCUACAGGCCUUCUUUUGUCACUGGGUCUUGCUACCGAGGCGAGAUCUGUUACCCCAGCUGCGAAAGGAUACUCGCGGAAUGAUGCCUGCGGUCCGCAUGCACCGUUCAAGCCCCUUCCUUCAAGUCAACCGCGGACCAAGACGUGUCACGUUUCCACUUACGGGGAUGGGCGCGAUGACUCCAAGCAUAUUCUGUCCGCAAUCAAGCAGUGCAAUAAUGGCGGCAAGGUUGUAUUUGAUGCUGACAAGUCCUACACAAUUGGAACGGCAUUGGAUCUGACGUUCCUCAAACAUGUAGAUCUCGAUAUCCAGGGAUAUGUCAAAUUCACCAACGAUACGGACUACUGGCAGGAGAAUGCUUUCAAGCAGACGUACCAGAACGCCACUACCUUUUUCCAGUUGGGUGGUGAAGACGUUAAUCUCUACGGCGGGGGCACGCUUGACGGAAAUGGUCAAGUUUGGUAUGAUCUGUAUGCCGAGGAUGCUCUGAUCCUGCGUCCCGUCUUAGUAGGAGUGAUUGGACUCCAUGGUGGUACCAUUGGUCCCAUCAACCUUCGCUAUUCACCCCAGUGGUACCAUUUCGUUGCAAACUCCACCAACGUCCUAUUUGAUGGGAUCGACAUCUCGGGAUACAGUAAGAACAAUAUUACUGCUAAGAACACUGAUGGAUGGGAUAUCUACCGCUCGUCGAACAUUGUUAUUCAGAACUCUGUGAUCAACAACGGUGAUGACUGUGUAUCUUUCAAGCCCAAUACUACAGAGGUCAUUGUCCAGAAUCUCCACUGCAAUGGCUCUCAUGGUAUCUCGGUUGGUUCGCUGGGACAGUACAAGGACGAAGUCGAUAUUGUUGAGAAUCUGCUCAUUUAUAACAUCUCAAUGUUCAAUGCAUCGGACGGUGCUCGUAUCAAAGUUUGGCCUGGCGUUUCAUCUGAGCUCUCCACCGACUUGCAGGGCGGUGGUGGUUCAGGUAGCGUUAAGAAUGUCACCUACGACACAAUGUACAUUGACAAUGUCGACUAUGCCAUUGAAGUCACCCAGUGCUACGGACAGAGCAAUCUGACUCUUUGCGAUGAAUACCCGAGCAGUCUCACAAUCUCCGAUGUUUACUUUAACAAUAUCCAUGGUACAACCUCGGGUAAAGAGAACCCUGAUGUUGGAACCAUCGUUUGCUCGAGCCCAGAUGUUUGCUCGAAUAUUCACGCUACCAAUAUUGACGUCACCAAUCCGAAAGGAGCUGACUACAAUGUGUUUGUCUGCAAAAAUGUCAACGAUACUCUACUAGAUGUCAACUGCACGACCUAG